Molecule: messenger RNA, 754 nt
Organism: Populus trichocarpa (black cottonwood)
Lineage: Eukaryota; Viridiplantae; Streptophyta; Magnoliopsida; Malpighiales; Salicaceae
Product: 10 kDa chaperonin 1, chloroplastic
Exons: 7
Coding region: 99-515 (138 amino acids)
Cellular component (GO): mitochondrial matrix
Molecular function (GO): ATP binding; metal ion binding; protein folding chaperone
Source: RefSeq, a predicted model, not a curated record
ACAAGUCUUGUGCCAAACGGUCCCUUGUCUGCUAAACUCUCCUCUCUCUGUUCUCCCGUUGCACAGCCAAAGCCAAAGCCUUAUCUGUCUAUCUAGCCAUGGCGUCUACAUUUGUUACUGUACCAACAACAAGACCCUUCCUGUCGGUAAACAAAACCAACGCUCUCUCUCUCUCUCAGCUCAAACUCGCAGGACUGAAGAGGAAUUCUUUGAGGAUUAAUGCGAUUUCCAAGAAAUGGGAACCCACUAAGGUUGUUCCACAAGCUGAUAGAGUUCUUAUCCGUCUCGAGGACCUUCCUGAGAAAUCGUCCGGUGGAGUUUUGUUGCCCAAAUCAGCUGUUAAAUUUGAGCGGUAUCUAAUGGGGGAGGUUUUGUCUGUUGGUGCUGAGGUUGGGGAAGUGGAGGCAGGAAAGAAGGUUCUUUUCUCGGACAUCAAUGCUUAUGAGAUUGAUUUGGGAACAGAUGCUAAGCAUUGCUUUUGCAAAGCUGGUGAUUUGUUGGCCGUCGUGGAGUGAUAUCUCUGGAUUUCUGCCAAUUUUGAAAAGACCUACUCCCUACAACGAGGGAGUCAAUUUCGCUAUUCUGUCAGUGUCAAGUUAUGUGGGAUCUUCAGACUGUUUGUAUUGAAGUAAACUCUAGAUUUAGAGGUUCUUUGUUACGUGCUGUUUAAACUCCCUCCUUCGAUGUUUAAAAAAACGAGAGUUUUUGUUUCAGGCAGCCAAUAAUAUUAUGCAUUAAUGGCUGACGUUGACGA